Molecule: messenger RNA, 945 nt
Organism: Aspergillus affinis
Lineage: Eukaryota; Fungi; Ascomycota; Eurotiomycetes; Eurotiales; Aspergillaceae
Product: Sas10/Utp3/C1D family protein
Exons: 5
Coding region: 1-945 (314 amino acids)
Biological process (GO): maturation of 5.8S rRNA; regulation of gene expression
Cellular component (GO): nucleolus; exosome (RNase complex)
Molecular function (GO): DNA binding; RNA binding
Source: RefSeq, a predicted model, not a curated record
AUGGACCCCGUCGAUUUGUUGCCGCUGGUCGACCAGCUGGAUGAUAAUGUUGAUGAUUUGGAAGAGGCGCUUGCGCCGCUCCUGAACACCGCCGUCACCGAGACCUCGAAGAAACUGCCUGUUAUGGAUAAGGCGAAAUACCAUGUCUUGGUCACGUACGCUUUGGAAUCACUUCUUUUCUCUUACUUGCGCCUUCACGGCGUCAACGCCAAAGACCACCCGGUCUUCCGCGAACUGACCCGCGUCAAACAAUACUUCGCCAAGAUCAAGGCGCUCGAGACAGAGCCAGAGCAGCGCACCAUGACCCUGGACAAGGAGGCUGCGGGUCGAUUCAUCAAGCACGGUCUUGCCGGGAACGAUAAAUACGACAUGGAGCGCAAGGAAAGAGAGGCCAAGGAAAAGGCGCGCGCGCAAUUCAAGGCAUCGCUACUGGCUAAGAAGGAGGCUGGCGCGGGCGAGAAAGCAUCUAAGGACCCUACGCAUGCCUCGGAUUCCGAGUCCGACUCCGGCGCAGACGACGAACCGAAAGCCGAAACUACUACCAAGCAGUCGACGAAAACCACCAAGUCCGCUGGACACGAGAAGAAGAAGAAGAGCAAGAAGGGGAAGGGUGACGGCGAGAAGAAAUCUAAAAAGAAGGACAAGCGCAGCAAAGAAGGACGAACCGAAGAGAAGAAAGAGCGGAGACAGAAGAAGAAGGAAACUCGGAAGGCAAGGCAGACUAGCGAGGGUAAAUCUCGCGAGCUUGGUCGACUGGAUCCGAUCGUCAGACUUGACCGGGAUGCGAUGGCCAAGACGGCAAUUGCAUACGUUCGCUCUCAACAGAUUGCUGUUCUUCAGUUCAUGUUGGACUUCUGCGUUGCAGCGCCGGCUGGAGUGCGCAUGAAGAUUUGGAUACCUAACAGCAGUCGCAUCACUAACGCAGGAACACCGGGAGGAGUUUGA